Messenger RNA from Dicrocoelium dendriticum, 603 nucleotides. Lineage: Eukaryota; Metazoa; Platyhelminthes; Trematoda; Plagiorchiida; Dicrocoeliidae. The record is from the annotation of a GenBank genome assembly.
GACACUGAAACUACUACAACUCAUAUUGGGAGCACCGAAAACACUACACUUUCAAUGUGGAAAUGAAUGAGAUCAUUACAUCCGGUCCAUACGAUGAGACAUGCGAAUGCUCAUCCCCACAAACUAAAAAGAAUGAAGUAGAGGCAUAUGAUAAAGAGGAAAUAAUGUCCGUUCGUCCCCCUGAUAUUCCCAUAGGUGCAAAAACGUCAGAUUAUUACAAAGUAGCUGAGGAUCUACCAUUUAGGUUCAACGAACCAGACCAAAUGAAAGCAUAUGAUCGCAAACCUAUGAAUCCGAUGUAUCGGACAACGAAUUCCGAAUACGGUCGAAUUCCACCGAAUGUUCACACAAUGAAUGUGGUUUAUCAUAAGCGGAAAAGAGAUUUUACAAAGCGCUACAUGGAAUGUGGAAAUUAUCGGAAUCAUUCACUUAAUACUGCAUUGGACAAAUCCAAAGUCUUAGAAAUGUGAUAUCCAAAGUAGUGCUGAAUGAAAAUGCGAUACUGAUUCGAAAGGAAACAGUUUACUCUCAGUGUCAACAAAGAUGUCUUGGUCAAAAAGAACAAAAUGUGUUCUCUAUUUCGAAAUAUAUUAAUGAUCACAU